This is a messenger RNA of Fraxinus pennsylvanica, 1377 nucleotides long. The record is from the annotation of a GenBank genome assembly. Lineage: Eukaryota; Viridiplantae; Streptophyta; Magnoliopsida; Lamiales; Oleaceae.
AUGAUUUUCUCUAUUUCAUCUUCCCCUUCGCUCAUCACUUCGUUCACCACAGCUAGGUUUCCCAAUUCUACUCCAUUAGUAGUAGCUUCUACUUCCAGAAUCUCUUCCUCCGUCGCCGCUGUCGCUGGAUUGAGGAGGAGCCCGUGUCCGUAUAUCACGUUUUGUGCUUCCAAGGUUCGAGGAAUGGAGGAGAUGCUGGACGAGAAAAAAGGCGGUGCAGGUGCGGCGGCAACAGUGUCGUCCAGCUCCUCAGACCCCCAUGAGAUUUUGUCGUCUCGGACUUUCCUUGAUGCUCGUUCUGAACAAGAUCUUUUAAUAGUAAUAACAAAAGAGACAGAAGCUGGAAGACUGCCAAUACGUAUUGCUCAGGGUAUGGAGGAGUUGUAUCAGAAUUACCGAAAUGCAGUGUUCGAAAGUGGACAGCCCCAAGCCGAGGAGAUUGUUUUGUCUAAUAUGGCUGUUGCAUUAGAUCGUAUUUUCAUGGAUGUGCGGGAUCCUUUUGAAUUCUCACCACAUCAUGAAGCCAUUCGAGAGCCUUUUGACUACUACAUGUUCGGUCAAAAUUAUAUCCGUCCAUUGAUUGAUUUCAGAAACUCAUAUGUCGGAAACAUCUCACUUUUCAGUGAAAUGGAAAAGAAGCUUCAGCAGGGUGAGAAUAUUAUAUUAAUAUCCAACCACCAAAGUGAAGCGGACCCAGCUGUUAUUGCUCAUUUGCUGGAAUCCACGUGUCCACAUAUUGCUGAGAAUUUGAUCUAUGUGGCAGGAGAUAGGGUUGUUACAGAUCCUCUUUGCAAACCAUUUAGUAUGGGAAGGAAUCUUUUAUGUGUGUAUUCCAAGAAUCACAUGAAUGAUGACCCUGAGCUUGUUGAUAUGAAAAAAAGAGCUAAUACAAAAAGCUUGAAGGAAAUGGCCCUUCUUUUGAGGGGUGGAUCAAAAAUUAUAUGGAUUGCACCAAGUGGUGGAAGGGAUCGCCCAGAUCCAGUCACAAAAGAAUGGCAUCCAGCACCUUUUGAUGCAUCCUCAGUGGACAAUAUGAGAAGGCUAACUGAACAUGCUGGGAUUCCUGGUAAUAUAUACCCUUUAGCAAUACUGUGCUACGAUAUUAUGCCUCCUCCUGCUCAGGUUGAGAAAGAUAUUGGUGAGAAAAGAUUGAUAUCCUUUCAUGGUACUGGAUUGUCAGCUGCACCCAGUAUCAGUUAUCAUGAAAUUGCCGCUGCUAUGGAAGACCCUGAAGAGGCAAAGGUGGCAUAUACACAAUCACUGUAUUCUUCUGUCAACGAGCAGUACAAUGUGCUCAAAUCUGCGAUACAUGGCAAGCAAGUUUCUAUCCGUAACUUUCCUACAUUUUGGUUUAUAACUAGGCUAAAAGUCGUUUGA